This is a messenger RNA of Schistosoma haematobium, 3692 nucleotides long. RefSeq lists its product as uncharacterized. Gene Ontology annotation, cellular component: plasma membrane. Gene Ontology annotation, molecular function: zinc ion transmembrane transporter activity. Bases 124 to 1317 code for a protein of 397 amino acids. The transcript has 8 exons. Lineage: Eukaryota; Metazoa; Platyhelminthes; Trematoda; Strigeidida; Schistosomatidae. Gene Ontology annotation, biological process: response to zinc ion; zinc ion transmembrane transport. The record is from RefSeq and is a predicted model, not a curated record.
AUUAAAACAUGAAAUGAAUUCAUUGUCAAUUCUUACUACUUAUUAAUAUCUUUAUCAGUAGUAUAAAUUUGAAGACAAAAUUUAUUAGACUCAUAUUGAAAAACAAAAAACAAAACAAAAAUUAUGAAUAAACAUACUGAUAAUUAUCAUUAUGGUUAUGAACAAGAAAAAGAUCAGUUAGAAACGAUUACAAAUCAAUUAAAUGUUUCAUCAAAUUAUGAAAGAUUACCUUCUCCUUUACCAGUUCAAUCAUCAUUAAAUGAUCAUUGUCAUGAACAUUCAACAGUUAGUUCAAAUAUAGAUAAAAAUGCUAGAAGAAAAUUAAUACUUGCCAGUGGUUUAUGCUUAUUUUUUAUGACAGGUGAAAUAAUCGGUGGUGCAUUAGCUCAUAGUUUGGCUAUUAUGACAGAUGCUGCUCAUUUAUUAACGGAUUUUGCCAGUUUCUUAAUCAGUUUGUUAGCUUUAUAUUUAGCAUCAAGACCAUCUACAAAACGAAUGAGUUUUGGAUGGCAUCGUGCUGAGGUUGUCGGUGCAUUGGCUUCUGUUCUAUUAAUUUGGCUUGUUACUGGUAUAUUAGUCUAUUUGGCUGUGAUACGUAUUAUACAUAAUAAUUAUGAAAUCAAUGGUAAAAUUAUGCUUAUUACAUCAGCUACUGGUGUUGGAGUCAAUAUAAUUAUGUUAUUCACAUUACAUAAUCAUGAUCAUAAUCAUAAUUCAUUAAAUGAACAUUCCCAUCAAGAUUUAAAUUCAUUUCCUGAAACUCAUGUUAAUCAUUUAACUAUCAAUAAUCAUUCACAUGAAAUUAAUCAUGAUAUUCAUAAAGAAUUCAAUCGUCCAAAUAUUACUGUACGUGCUGCAUUUAUUCAUGUAAUUGGAGAUUUAUUACAAAGUAUUGGUGUAAUGAUUGCAGCAAUGGUUAUAUAUUUUCAACCAAAAUAUAAAAUUAUUGAUCCAUUAUGUACAUUUCUCUUUUCAAUAUUGGUCCUUAUUACUACCAUUAAUAUAUUACGUGAUGCAUUAAAUGUCUUAAUGGAGGCUACACCACGUGGAUUAAAUUUUAAUGAAGUGAAAAAUUCAUUAAUGAAUAUAAAUGGUGUCAAAGAAAUACAUAAUUUACAUAUGUGGAGUUUAACGACCAAUAAAACAGCUGUUUCGGUACAUUUAGCUAUUGAAAAUGAUUCAAAUGCACAAGAAAUAUUAAAACAAGCAAAUCAUCUAUUAAAACAACGUUAUUUAGCACAUGAUGUUACAAUACAAUUAGAAUUAUAUGUUAAAGAAAUGGCUGAUUGUUAUCAAUGUAAAGAACCAUCAAAAUAAGUAGUAUAUAAAAAAAGUAACUAUAUUCACAGUGAUAAUAUUGUACUUCAUCUAUACACUUAUAUUUGAACGAAUUAGAUAUUAUAUAUUCGUUUAUUCAAAUGAAUAAUAUCUGAUAUUAUCUUCAUUGUAUUCAAUAGUUUAUUAGAUAGUUUAAUCUCUAUGAUGAAGCUGAAUAUAUAUUCAAUAUUUUUGUUUAGUAAUUUGAUCUACUUAUAAGUAGUAUAAUCAUUUUAACUCAAAAAUUGCCAUUUGAAGUAAUUGAUAGAGUAGAUCUUACAAUUGGUAGAUUUUGUCUAUAAACCUUAUGAUGAAUUCAAUGAUAAACUUAUAUGAUUUAUAAAGACUGUUAUACAUAGAACUUCCUAAAGUUCUUCUUCUUAUUAUUAUUACUAAUUGAAGUAAUCCAUUCAUGUGAUUCAAUGAAACAAGUAAACAAAUUUAACUUCUCUAUUUGUAUUCAUAUUCAUUGAAGAUUAUUGAAUCAUUUUCAUGAUUGAAUUAUAUCCAUCAAUCUAUUUAAUGAUUAUGUAAUAACUUUAAUUUUCUUUUAACAAAUCAUAAUAGACUACUUAUUUAUUUAGUUUGUUAUAUUACUUAUUACAUUAAGGUAUUAUAUCUCUAUAUAGAUAGAUAGAUAGACAGAUAGAGAUAUAAUAACUAAAGUAUAUUAUGCAUUUAUGAUGAUUAUGUUCCCUUUCACAAUAAUGAUGUAACUGUUUCCAAUCAUUUGAAAAAGGAAUCAUAUUGUUUUAAUCAGGUUAUUUAAGGUUAUUAUUUUAUAAAUGAUUUCAUAUAAACACAUUUCAUUAUAGAUUAGAAUCUUCUUUUUUUUUUAACUUUAUUAUAAAAAUUACAUGAAAAGAGAAGAUGGUAUAGUCAAUCAUUAUUACAUAAUUAUAGAUAAUUCGAUUAGAAUAAAAUGGUGAUUGAGGUCGUGCACAGACUAAAUUGUGACACUAAGGAUCAUCGUCAAACAAGCAAUUGAGUGGAAUUCGUCAAUGAACAUCAACUUCAUUGAUUAUGAAAAGGUGUUUGACAAUGUAGAUAGGAGAACAUUAUGAAAACUUCUUCGAUACUAUGGAGUUCCUAACUUACUUACUUACUUACCUACGCCUGUUACUCCCAAUGGAGCAUAGGCCGCCGACCAGUGUUCUCCAACCCACCCUGUCCUGGGUCUUCUUUUCUAGUUUCAUCCAAUUCUUGUCCAUUUUUCUCAUGUCUAUUUCCAUUUCUCGAUGUAAUGUGUUCUUUGGUCUUCCUCUUUUCCUUUGGCCUCGAGGAUUCCAUGUGAGGGCUUGUCUUGUGACGCAGUUGGGUGUUUUCCUCAAUGUGUGUCCUAUCCACUUCCAGCGCUUCUUCCUGAUUUCUUCCUCCGCUGGGAUCUGGUUUGUUCUCUCCCACAGUACGUUGUUGCUAAUAGUGUCCGGCCAACGAAUCUGAAGUAUUUUGCGUAGACAAUUGUUAAUAAACACUUGUAUUUUCUGGAUGAUGGCUUUCGUAGUUCUCCAGGUUUCUGUUCCAUACAGUAGAACUGUUUUGACAUUUGUAUUGAAAAUCCUGACCUUGAUGUUGGUUGACAGUUGCUUUGAGUUCCAGAUGUUCCUCAGUUGUAAAUAUGUUGCUCUUGCUUUGCCGAUCCGCGUCUUCACAUACGCAUCAGACCCACCAAGUUCCUAAGAAGAUUGUCAAUGUUAUCCGGAAUUCAUACAACGGACUACAGUGCAAAGUCUUACAUGGAAGACAACUGACAGAUGCAUUCUAAAUAAGGACUGAAGUCGCACAAGGCUGUCUACUUUCUGCCUUCCUCCUUUUUCUGGUGGUCGACUGGAUUAUGAAGACCUCGACAUUUAAGGGAAAACACGGCAUAUAAUGGACAGCUCAGAACCAAGUAGACAAUUUUGACUUUCUAGAUGACUUAGCCCUCAUAUCGCAUACACACGAAUGAAUACAGAUAAAGACAGCCAGUGUAACAGCAGUCCCUGCAUCAUCAGGCCUCAACAUACACAACGGGAAAACCAAAGUACUCAAAUACAACAUGGAGAACAAUCCAAUCAUAUUUGAUGACGAAACUAUGGAAGGUGUGGAAUCGUUCACAUACCUGGGAAGAAUUAUCGAUGAACGAGGAGGAUCAGAUGCAGACGUAAAGGCGAGGAUUGGCAAAGCACUGGCCGCACUCCUACAAUUGAAGAACAUAUGGAACUCAUAAUAAAUAUCUAUCAACCAAUAUCAAAGUGAGAAUCUUCAAUACGAACGUCAAGACAGUUCUACUAUACGGGGCUGAAACAUGGAGAACUACCACGGCUAUCAUCGAAAGUGUAUAAGUACUUAUAAACAAUUGUCUACUCAAGAUACUCAAUAUCCGUUGACCGUAU